Messenger RNA from Clonostachys rhizophaga, 1077 nucleotides. NCBI's taxonomy places the organism in Eukaryota, Fungi, Ascomycota, Sordariomycetes, Hypocreales, Bionectriaceae. The record is from the annotation of a GenBank genome assembly.
AUGGCGACCGCGAUCACGGCCCCCUUAAGCGGGCUGCAAUCGCUCCUCCUGAACCCCCUCCUCACAGGCUCGUGCCUCGGGUUCAUCAAGUACGGCCAGCGCGAGCACGUCGAGCGGAUCUUCGAAUUGAUAACCAGAUAUGGCGGUGUCACGCGACGCAGCACCGUCAAGUCCGCGAUCGGCAUCCUCUUCCUCGUCGGCCUCGCCAGAUCGUUCCACAACACCCUCAGCCGCGCCGCCUAUAACAAUUGGUCGCUGCUACCGACGAUGAAGAAUAAGUGGGGGGACUGGAGCAAGGAGAUCGCCGUCGUCACGGGCGGGUGCGGCGGCAUUGGGCGGGAGAUCGUCCUUGGUCUGGUCGCCAGGGGCGUCACGGUGGUCAUCCUCGACGAGCAGGAUCUGCCCCGGGACCUGGCCGAGAACAGAAAGAUCAAGUGGUGGAGGUGUGAUGUGCGCAACCCCGAGGCCGUCAAGGGCGCGGCAGACGAGAUCAGGCUGUCGCUCGGCCACCCGUCGAUCCUCAUCCAGAACGCCGGUGUGGCGGGUUACUGCAGUCUCCUGGACACACGUCCCGAGUUUGUGCGGCACGUCUACGAGAUCAAUGUGCUGUCGCUAUGGAAUACGACCAAGGAGUUCCUCCCCGCUAUGUUGAGGAAUAACAAGGGGCAUAUUGUCACGCGUUCGAGCGGCGCUUCUUACGUGGCGCUGCCGAAUCUCAUCCCUUAUGCAUCUUCCGAAGCCGCAACGACGGCGUUCAUCGAGGGUUUGCGGCAGGAGAUUAAGCACAUAUACAAGUCCCCGGGGGUUCUUGUAACAGAAGUGACGCCUGAUUGGACAAAGAGCAGUACAUCCCAUCAUUACUCUCAUCUGAUCGCACCCACGGUGGAGUCAACGGAUGUGUCGAAAGCUAUUCUAUCGCAGAUAUUUAGUGGAAGAGCAGGACAUGUUACUUGUCCAUCUUGGUUUGGAUCGUUAUCGAUCAUUCGAGUGCUUCCUAUUUGGCUACAGGAGCUUGUGAGAGAUGUGAUGGGCAGGUCGGUUCCGUUGACAGCAAAACGGAUAGAGAAGCCUAGAUAG